Molecule: messenger RNA, 687 nt
Organism: Procambarus clarkii (red swamp crayfish)
Lineage: Eukaryota; Metazoa; Arthropoda; Malacostraca; Decapoda; Cambaridae
Source: RefSeq, a predicted model, not a curated record
CGCGCCUCAGUGGACCAGAGCGCCUCGCUGCACCCGAGCGCCUCACUGGACCAGAGCGCCUCACUGGACCAGAGCGCCUCGCUGCACCAGAGCGCCUCACUGGACCAGAGCGCCUCGCUGCACCAGAGCACCUCACUGGACCAGAGCGCCUCGCUGCGACCGAGCGCCUCACUGGACCAGAGCGCCCUCACUGGACCAGAGCGCCUCGCUGCACCUGAGUGCCUCGCUGCACCCGAGCGCCUCACUGGACCAGAGCGCCUCACUGGACCAGAGCGCCUUGCUGCACCAGAGGCCCUCACUGGACCAGAGCGACUCACUGCACCCGAGCGCAUCACUGGACCAGAGCGCCUCGCUGCACCCGAGCGCCUCACUGGACCAGAGCGCCUCGCUGCACCCGAGCGCCUCACUGGACCAGAGCGCCUCGCUGCACCCGAGCGCAUCACUGGACCAGAGCGCCUCGCUGCACCCGAGCGCCUCACUGGACCAGAGCGCCUCGCUGCACCAGAGCGCCUCACUGGACCAGAGCGCCUCGCUGCACCAGAGAGCCUCACUGGACCAGAGCGCCUCGCUGCACCAGAGCGCCUCACUGGACCAGAGCGACUCGCUGCAACAGAGCGCCUCGCUGGACCAGAGUGCCUUGCUGCAACCGAGCGCCUCACUGGACCAAUGGUCGUCACACAGUCGUAA